Gossypium arboreum is the source of this 3604-nucleotide messenger RNA. RefSeq names its product putative pentatricopeptide repeat-containing protein At1g13630. Bases 283 to 2775 code for a protein of 830 amino acids. The transcript has 4 exons. Gene Ontology annotation, molecular function: protein binding. NCBI's taxonomy places the organism in Eukaryota, Viridiplantae, Streptophyta, Magnoliopsida, Malvales, Malvaceae. The record is from RefSeq and is a predicted model, not a curated record.
UAUGUUUUAAUUUACAAAAAGUUUAUUAUAAUUUUUAAUUUAUCCUAGCGAAGUUUACAAGAGGGACGCCGUUUAUAAUUUCCUAGGAUAGAUGAUGAAUCAUAUUCCUCGUAGGCGACGCAGCCCUCCCUUCAACUCUGAGUCACUGAAAUUACCGGGAAAAUAACGGCUCUCUUAAACCCUAAAUCCCUAAUUCAAAACAAUUUGUCAAUUUCUCUCCCCCUCCCCCAAAAGAACAAAAAAAAAAAAAAAAAAAGAGAAAACUUUAGGAUCUGGUUUUCAAUGCUGAAUAAAUGGAAACCCUUCAGUUUCCUAGCAAAACCUCAUGUUUGUUCCCUUCUUUCUUCCCUAACAUUCUUCAAACCUUCAGUCUCCGUUGCCAGGCUGGUAGAAGAAGAGCCCUUUCUUUCCCACUCUCCUAAAGACCCUGUUUCCGAGAUCCUUUCUGGGUUGAAAAAAAUGGGCUUUAGGAGGUUUUUAGCCGGGGAUUACUUUAGGAACGUUGUUUUGAGUUUGGAUCAGUUACAGGUUGAUAAAAUUAUAAAUUCUCUGAGAGUUGAAAGCCCUGAUUUUGCAGUAGUUUUCUUUGAUUUAAUGAGGAAUGAGUAUAGGUUUCGGCAUUCGAGGUUUUCUCGGUUCAUUGUGGCCCAUGUUUUGGCGGGACAGAGGCGGCACGAAGAGUUGCGGUUUGUUGUCGAACAAAUGUUAAAAGAGGAAGGCUCCGGCUCUGCUCCUUCACUUUGUGAGCUCCUUUUGAAUGGCUUUAGAGACUGGGACCAGAAAAGUUUAGUAUGGGAUAUGUUGGCUUUUGUUUAUUCAAGAUUUGAGAUGGUUCACGAUGCUCUCUAUGUUCUUGCGAAGAUGAAGGAUCUCAAAUUGCGUGCUUCAAUACUGACCUAUAAUAGUCUUUUAUACAAUUUGAGGCAUGCUUAUAUCAUGUGGGAUGUUUAUAAUGAAAUCAAAGUUGCUGGAGCUACUCAGAGCAAGCAAACUAAUUCUAUUGUCAUAGAUGGCCUUUGUAGCCAAUCCAAGCUACAAGAUGCAGUUUCAUUCCUGCGAGAGACUGAAGCAAAGGGGCUCGGUCCUUCUGUUGUUUCAUUAAAUACAAUUAUGUCAAGAUAUUGCAAAUUAGGCUUCACUGAUGUUGCAAAAUCAUUUUUUUGCAUGAUGCUUAAGUAUGGACUACUUCCUGAUGCAUAUAGUUAUAAUAUUCUUAUUCAUGGACUUUGUAUAGCUGGUUCCAUGGAGGAAGCAUUAGAGUUCACAAGUGACAUGGAGAAGCAUGGUGUAGAGCCUGAUAUAGUGACAUAUAACAUUCUCAUGAAAGGGUUCGAUCUACUUGGUCAGAUGGGUGGGGCUUGGAUGGUCAUUCAAAGAAUGCUAGAUAAAGGGUUGAAUCCAGAUGUUGUAACAUAUUUGAUGCUCAUAUGUGGCCACUGUCAGAAUGGGAAUGUCAAGGAGGGAUUAAAGUUGCAGGAAGAGAUGCUUUCACGUGGAUUUCAGUUGAGUACCCUCUCAUACAGUGUAUUGCUCAGCAGUUUGUGUAAGAUCGGACAGGUUCAUGAGGCACUGGUGUUGUUUUAUGAAAUGGAAAAUCAUGGCGUGGAACCAGAUCAUAUAACAUAUUCCAUCCUUAUUCAUGGGCUCUGCAAGCAAGGAGAAGUGCAAAGCGCUCUUCUACUGUACAAAGAAAUGUGGUCAAAGAGCAUUCCCCCAAAUUCAUAUUCAAGUGGGGCCAUUUUAUUGAGUUUAUGUAAGAAUGGGAUGGUAUCGGAGGCAAGAAUGUAUUUGGAUUCUCUGGUAAUGAAUGACUGUGCCCAUGAUAUUGUUCUCUAUAAUAUUAUGAUUGAUGGGUAUGUGAAGCAUGGCAAUCUUGAGGAGGCUGUAGUGUUAUAUAGGCUAAUUACUGAAAAAGGGAUUACUCCUACUACAGUGACUUUUAAUUCUCUCAUUUAUGGGUUCUGCAAAAGAAGAAACUUUACUGAGGCAAGAAGAUUGAUGGAGACUAUAAGGCUGCUUGGCUUGGAACCAACUGCUGUGACAUACACCACUCUUAUGAAUGCAUACUGCAAAGAUGGAAAUCUGCGCUGCAUGCUGGAGUUGCUUCAAGAAAUGCAUGCAAACGGUAUCAGGCCAACUCAUGUUACUUACACUGUAAUUAUCAAAGGGCUAUGCAAACAGCGGAAGUUACAAGAAGCUGUCCAAUUGCUUGAGGAUAUGCGUAUUAAGGGUCUAAACCCAGAUCAAGUAACAUACAAUACCAUCAUACAAUGCUUCUGCAAAGCUCGAAACAUUAAAACUGCUUUUAAGUUACUCAAUGAAAUGUGGCUAAAUAAUCUUAAGCCUACACCAGUUACAUAUAGCAUUCUUAUAAAUGGUCUCUGUGUAUAUGGUAACCUUAAGGAUGCUAAUAAGUUGCUGAUUUAUCUUCAUGAACAAAAUAUCAAAUUGACCAGAGUUGGUUACACUCAAAUAAUCAAAGCACAUUGUGUGAAGGGUGAUGUGCACUGUGCAUUCAUGUUUUUCCACCUAAUGAUGGAGAUGGGCUUUGAAAUUUCAAUAAAAGAUUAUACUGCAGUUAUCAAUAGAUUGUGCAAAAGGUGUUUGAUGACUGAGGCUCAACAGUUUUUCUCUAUCAUGUUAUUUCAUGGCAUUUCUCCAGAUCAAGAAAUUUGUGAAGCUUUGUUGGAUGCUUACCAGCAAUGUGGUGAUAUCAUAUCUGGUUAUCAAAUGCUUGCAUUGACAGUCAAAGCUGGCUUACUUCCUCGGAGAUAAUGAGAAAUAAUGAUUUUCAUUGAGAUGGAACUGCCUAAUUGGUGAACUGAGGUUUGUCACUUUAAGAUGUUUGAAGAUGUCUGCUUCCUUAUAGGAUCAAAUGAGGAAUGAAAAGAAAUUGGCAUGAUAUCAAGCUUACAUCAGCAAAAUUCAUUUGCCCAAGUGUAAUCAGCUUUUGGAGCUGCCAACUGCGUGAUAGGAGGAGGGUUGAUUGAGGUCAAGAAAAGCCAGCAUGUUGCCUUGGGACAGGGUAUGGGAAGACCAGGAUUUGGGGGGUUGGGUUUGGGCUGGCAACAGUGGAAAUGGUAGUUGGUUGAUAUGCUCAGUGAAGAUAUAUAUUAGGAAGAUGGUUUGGGUGGAAGAAGAUGAAUAUGUGAACUGUCUUGACAAUUGAGCAUUGGAAAAUAGGCGGCAGAGAUUGGAGGCUGGAUACCAGAGACUAAAGAGUAAAGAAACACACAGCUCUAUCAAAGUGGAGGCAUGUCUAUGUGUUAUGACUUGGUGAGUAUGAAAGAAUGAGAAGUAUAAUGGCCUGUUUCUUCUUUUAGCCACUAAGUUAGUUAUUACUACUUGCUAUCAUAUCCAGAUUGGAGAGGAAUGGCGGAUACAUAUAGUAAUCCCGUAAAGUAAAUGCUUUGAUUUCAACCAAAAAUAUCACUAGAUUUUUGCUGCUGCCUGUAAUUGAUUCUUUUGGGUCGAGUGGACCAUUUGGUUUCAUGCAGAUGGAGGACAUCAAUCUGGAAUCUUUAAUUGCAAUUUGUAAGCCAUUGGUUUGCUUAACAAGGAUGAGGCUCAUUUAGACAAAAAUUAAUGAAGUUAUUAUAAGAAA